Messenger RNA from Orycteropus afer afer, 3071 nucleotides. RefSeq names its product kinesin family member 19 (gene KIF19). Lineage: Eukaryota; Metazoa; Chordata; Mammalia; Tubulidentata; Orycteropodidae. The record is from RefSeq and is a predicted model, not a curated record. Gene Ontology annotation, molecular function: ATP binding; microtubule motor activity; microtubule binding. Gene Ontology annotation, biological process: microtubule-based movement.
GACAGGGCGGCCGUGGGGGUGCGCCCGGCCAUGCCCGGUGUCGUGGCCUGAGCCUCUCCACCCGCCACAACAUGAAGGACAGCGGGGACUCCAAGGACCAGCAACUCACGGUGGCUCUGCGGAUCAGACCCAUCAGCGUGGCGGAGCUGGAGGAAGGCGCCACCCUCAUCGCCCAUAAAGUGGAUGAGCAGAUGGUGGUUCUCAUGGAUCCCAUGGAGGACCCGGACGACAUCCUGCGGGCCCACCGCUCCCGGGAGAAGUCCUACCUGUUUGACAUGGCCUUUGACUUCACUGCCACCCAGGAGAUGGUGUAUCAGGCCACCACCAAGAGCCUCAUUGAAGGCGUCAUCUCAGGCUACAAUGCCACUGUCUUUGCCUACGGCCCCACCGGCUGUGGGAAAACCUACACCAUGCUGGGCACAGACCACGAGCCAGGCAUCUACGUCCGGACACUCAAUGACCUCUUCCGUGCCAUCGAGGAGACCAGCAACGACAUGGAGUAUGAGGUGUCCAUGUCCUACCUGGAGAUCUACAACGAGAUGAUCCGGGACCUGCUGAACCCCGCCCUGGGGUACCUAGAGCUAAGGGAGGACUCCAAGGGAGUGAUCCAGGUAGCCGGGAUCACCGAGGUCUCCACCAUCAAUGCCAAAGAGAUCAUGCAGUUGCUGAUGAAGGGGAACCGGCAGAGGACGCAGGAGCCCACGGCUGCCAACCAGACAUCAUCGCGCUCCCACGCCGUGCUCCAGGUGGCCGUGCGCCAGCGCAGCCGCAUCAAGAACAUUCUGCAGGAGGUGCGGCAGGGCCGCCUCUUCAUGAUUGACCUGGCCGGCUCGGAGCGCGCCUCCCAGACCCAGAACCGGGGGCAGCGCAUGAAGGAAGGCGCCCACAUCAACCGCUCCCUGCUGGCCCUGGGCAACUGCAUCAACGCACUGAGUGACAAGGGUAGCAACAAGUACAUCAACUACCGUGACAGCAAGCUGACCCGGCUCCUGAAGGACUCCCUGGGGGGAAACAGCCGCACGGUGAUGAUCGCCCACAUCAGCCCAGCGAGCAGCGCCUUCGAGGAGUCCCGGAACACCCUGACCUACGCCGGCCGGGCUAAGAACAUUAAGACCAGGGUAAAGCAGAACUUGCUCAGCGUCUCCUACCACAUUGCCCAGUACACCAGCAUCAUUGCUGACCUGCGAGGCGAGAUCCAGAGGCUCAAACGCAAGAUUGAUGAGCAGGGAGGCCGGGGCCAGGCCCGGGGCCCGCUGGACCGGGGCGACAUCCGCCACAUCCAAGCCGAGGUCCAGCCGCACGGCGGGCAGGGGGAGCAGGCCGAGAUGGCCCAGCUACGAGAGCAGCUCCUCAGUGCCUUCCAGGAGCAGAUGGACGUGCGGCGAUGCCUGCUGGAGCUGGAGAACCACGCCAUGGAGGUCCAGGUUGACACCUCCCGCCACCUGCUCACCAUCGCAGGCUGGGAACACGAAAAGUCUCGCCGGGCCCUCAAGUGGCAGGAGGAGCAGCGGAAGGAGUCACUCACCAAAGACGACAGUGAGAAGGACUCAGACACAGGCGACGACCAGCCCGACAGCCUGGAGCCGCCAGAGGUGGCCUCCGCCCGGGAGAACAUCGCCGCCCUGUUGGGUGAGCAGAAGAAGCUGCACGAGGAGAAGCUGGCGCUGGAGCAGCGCUGUCGCGAGCUGCGCGCGCGGGGCCGGCGCCUGGAGGAGACGCUCCCGCAGCGCAUCGGCUCGGAGGAACAGCGCGAGGUGCUCAGCCUGCUGUGCCGGGUGCACGAGCUCCAGGUGGAGAACACCGAGAUGCAGUCGCACGCGCUGCUCCGCGACGGCGCGCUCCGCCACCGCCGCGAGGCCGUGCGCCGCCUGGAGCAGCACCGCAGCCUCUGCGACCAGAUCAUCCAGGGCCAGCGGCAACUCAUUGACGACUACAGCCUAGCCAUCCCUCAGCACCUGGAGGAGCUCUACGAGGUGUACCAGCGGGAGCUGGAGGAGGGCAGCCUGGAGCGGGCCACCAUCAUGGACCGCGUGGCCUCCAGGGCCUUGCAGGACAGCUCCUUGCCCCAAAUUGCCCCAGCAGGAGCCACGCUCACCCCGGACUCUGAUUUGGAGAGCGUGCAGACCCUGAACUCUGAGGCCCAGCGCCUGCAGAACAGUGUCCUCCCCCCGCUCAGCACAGAGAGUGAAGCCAACCACGUGUUCAAGGCCAGUCCCCGGGCCUGGCAGGUGAAGGGCUCCUCUGUGCCCACCCCGCCCCCCAUCCACAUCAGUGGCCUGUUGACCCAGGAGGCCCCCGCUCUGGACAGCCUGGUCAACUCUUCCCCUGACAGCAGCGAGAAUCUGUCGGAGAAACCCUUGUCCUAUAAAGAGCGGAAGGAGAUUCUCACCGGCACCAAGUGCAUUUCGGUGAAGGCAGCGCGGCGGCGCUCGCGGGCCCUCGGCGCUGACGGGCGCCCCCUGCUGGCGCCCGCGGCCGAGCGCAGCAGCCUGUCCCUGCAGUCGCUGAGCGAGGCCGAUGAUGCGCCGCCGCCCAGCCCCGCGCUGCAGCAUGCGGUCAGCGAGGACAACCUGUCCAGCAGCACGAGCGAGGCCCCAGUCCAGGCGGCGGGGCAGCGCGGCGAUGGCCCUGGGCCUUGGCUGCGCGGCCAGAAGAAAAGCUCUCGCAAAAAACAGGACUCGUUGGAGGUCAAGAGAAGAAAGCGGAGGUCCCGGUCCUUCGAGGUCACAGGGCAGGGGCUGUCCUGCCCCAAGAACCAUCUCUUGGGGCCCCGUCCUGUUGAGAAUGCCUCAGACCACAGGAUGCCAGUCUACGGGCACCCUGCUCCUGGUAUCGGGCACCCUGCUCCUGGUAUCGGGCACCCUGCUCCUGGUAUCCGGCACCCGGGGAAGAUCAUGCUUCCUUUGGCCAAAGUCAAACUCCCUCCAAGCCAGAAUCCCGGCCCUGGGGACCCCUCACCCCUUCCUGUUCCCCCCAACCCAGCUGGCGUUUCCCGACGGGCUACCCGAGGGCCCUGGCUGCCCCACGGGACGGGCACCCACGGCAAAGAUGGACGUUUCCGGCGUAACUGA